UCUAUAUAAGAGCAGGUUCCAUCCGCUGCUGCUAACUCUGUGCUGUAAACUCAGAGAGGAAAGAUGCCCGAACCCGCCAAGUCUGCGCCCAAGAAGGGCUCCAAGAAAGCGGUCACCAAAACCGCCGGCAAAGGAGGCAAGAAGAAGAGAAGGACCAGGAAGGAGAGCUACGCCAUCUACGUGUACAAGGUGCUGAAGCAGGUCCAUCCCGACACCGGCAUCUCCUCCAAGGCCAUGAGCAUCAUGAACUCCUUCGUCAACGACAUCUUUGAGCGCAUCGCCUCCGAGGCUUCCCGUCUGGCUCACUACAACAAGCGCUCCACCAUCAGCUCCAGGGAGAUCCAGACCGCCGUGCGCCUCCUGCUGCCCGGUGAGCUGGCCAAGCACGCCGUGUCCGAGGGAACCAAGGCGGUCACCAAGUACACCAGCUCCAAGUAAACCUGCUGCUGCUGCUGCUGCUCGGUCACAACAACACAAAGGCUCUUUUAAGAGCCACAAACACACUGAAGAGCAACGAUCCUUUACUGAAUGUGUCCAGUUUUAAUACUGAACUGAUUUUAGUUUUAGCUUAUAAACAGUGAUGGGAUUUUCGGCUCCUUUUCGAGAUGCGGCUCUAAUGGCUCUUCUUAUUGUGGAGAGCCGGCUCU
Molecule: messenger RNA, 647 nt
Organism: Xiphophorus maculatus (southern platyfish)
Lineage: Eukaryota; Metazoa; Chordata; Actinopteri; Cyprinodontiformes; Poeciliidae
Product: histone H2B 1/2-like
Exons: 1
Coding region: 64-438 (124 amino acids)
Cellular component (GO): nucleosome
Molecular function (GO): DNA binding; protein heterodimerization activity; structural constituent of chromatin
Source: RefSeq, a predicted model, not a curated record